This is a messenger RNA of Boleophthalmus pectinirostris (great blue-spotted mudskipper), 6148 nucleotides long. It is a transcript of the gene camsap2b, whose product is annotated as calmodulin regulated spectrin-associated protein family, member 2b. Bases 462 to 4814 code for a protein of 1450 amino acids. The transcript has 21 exons. Gene Ontology annotation, molecular function: spectrin binding; microtubule minus-end binding; calmodulin binding. NCBI's taxonomy places the organism in Eukaryota, Metazoa, Chordata, Actinopteri, Gobiiformes, Gobiidae. Gene Ontology annotation, biological process: neuron projection development; cytoplasmic microtubule organization; negative regulation of microtubule depolymerization. Gene Ontology annotation, cellular component: microtubule minus-end. The record is from RefSeq and is a predicted model, not a curated record.
GCGCAGUGGAGACUUCACCGAGACAGAGGGAGCGGAGGAAAACAGUUAUAAGGGAGAAAAGAAGAAAACAUGGACGAGCGGGGAGUUUUGUCUCUUAAAUGGUCGUGUGGGACGUGUCGUGGCUUUUGACGCACACGAGCUGCUCCGCUUUGGUGAUGAGAUUUAUAUCAGGGAAUGGGAAUCUUCAGGAAUCCUUCUGAAAACUGCUCUCGGCUUCUUCCAGACACUAAGGAGCUAGAUGUUAAAGUCAAGAUGGUGUUGAUGUAACCGACUGUUAGCUAUAGCCUACGCCAAGUCGCCGUACGUCAGCGUAAAGUUUUCCAUAUUUUCCUGGAGAAGGGGGAGGUUUUGCUGCAUUGAAUUCCUCUGGUCGGGAUGUCAUCCGCAGCCAAGAGGACUUCCUCUGGCUGACUGCUCCUCCAGCCGUAGCGGUCCCGGGCCUGACACACGCGGAGGGAAAGAUGGGAGAUGCAGCAGACGACAGAGGGAUGAAACGCACAUUCAUUGUACCCACAAUUAAGAGCUUUGACCACUAUGACUUCACCAGGGCCAAGAUCUCCUGUAGCUUGACGUGGCUCGUGGCCAAAGCCUUUGGCUCUGAUGCCGUGCCAGAGGAGCUGGUGGAGCCCUUCUAUCGGGACCAGUACAACCAGGAGCACCUGAAGCCCCCUGUGGCCUGUCUCCUGCAGUCUGCAGAGCUGUACUGUAGAGCUGGCAGUCUGAUCCUCCGCAGCGACGCUGUCAAACCACUGCUUGGACACAAUGCCAUCAUCCAGGCUCUGGCACAGAAAGGCCUGUAUGUCACCGACCAGGACAGACUGGUCACUGAGAGGGACCUGACCAGUACGCCCAUACACAUGAGCUCCCACUUGGCGCUCAUAGACACUCUGAUGAUGGCCUACACUGUGGAGAUGGUGAGCGUGGAGCGCGUUAUGUCCUGCAUCAACAGGUUUUCUGCUGCUGAGCCAUUUCUUUGUGACGGACACGUGCAGGAGCUGCUGUAUGACACAGAGGAUGCCAUCAUCACUUGGAUCAACAAGGUAAAUGAACACCUGAGAGACAUCCUUGUGGAGGAGCACAAGCUGAAAGAGGCUGCGUUUCAAGAUAACACCCAAAAAGCUCGCUACAGGAGAGAGCUUUCACAGCAGAGAAGUGUUCCAGUACUCCCCCUGGUGGACAACCUGCUGAAGGACAAUACAGACGGCUGCACACUGACGGCCCUGCUGCAUUUCUACUGUCCACAGGCUGUCAGACUGGAAGAUAUCUGCCUCAAAGAAACCAUGUCUUUGGCCGACAGUCUGUAUAACCUACAGCUAGUCCAGGACUUCUGCACCAACAAUCUGAACCACUGCUGCCACUUCAGCCUGGAGGACAUGCUCUACGCUCAUGCCUCCAUAAAGAGUAACUACCUGGUGUUUAUGGCUGAGCUCUUCUGGUGGUUUGAAGUGGUGAAACCCUCAUUUGUACAGCCAAGAGUCUUUGACCCAAAUGCCUGUGAAGUAUCCUGUAGAAAUAUGGCUCCUGUGACCAGUCCGGUUAAACAGAGCUAUGCAGAAACUGACGUCCCAGCUGAGGGUGUAAUGAAGAGAUCUACCUCCUUGUCUUUUGAAGAUGGCGGUGUUGGGACUUGGCCCAAAGAAAAACGGUCCACCUCCCGGGGAAUAUCCUUUGAGAUCCCCCUUGAUGGGGGUCCCACUGUUCCUCUCUGUGAGCUCCCCUCCUUUCAUAUGACUCGCUCAGUCAGCAGUGAUGUCCUCGCAUUCAAAAUUCACUAUGCAUCCCAAGGAAACAUGAAGAGCCACCCCUCCAUGGUGCCUAUAACUGUAAAUGGGCAGAGCGGACAUAUAGAAGAGGAGGAAGACUUCACCCCCCAUAAACCAGUUGGGCGAAACAACACAUUCUCCAUCAAAAACCAAAGCAGGUACUCAAAUGGAGUUCUACCAGAAAGUACCUCUGCCAAUCACUAUAGCAACCACACCGGUCAUAUUAGUCCUACCACCCCUCCGAGCAUUGAGGAGGCUCUAAAGAUAAUCCAUGACACAGAAAGGCCUCAUGCUAGUUUGGGAAUUGGGGAUGGGUUCUAUCUCCAUGGGGCAGAGCCCUCAGAUUCACCAGGAGCUCAGGGCGUUGCCCCACACUCAGCCAAAGCCAUGCUCCAGGAGCAUGACUCCGCCUCUGAAGAGGUGGACACUGGUAUCCACGUGAGGACUGAGGACAUCCAGAGCCUGGACGAGGACUCUUCUCUCAGAGACUAUUCAGACAUUGACCAAGACUGCGACGCAAUGACUAGGUUCUGCCCGCUGCCCGAGAGGGACCGAGGCUCUAGAGACGCUGGGCGGAGGGGAGUUUUUGACUCUGAUGUUGACAGUGAGAGAGGACAUGGAGCUGACAGAAGCAGCCCAUGUCCAGCACACAGCCUGCCUAGGUCCCACACAAUAUGCUCCACAUCCUCCUCUGGCUCGGCAGGAGCCAUGACCCGCAUGACCAGCUUUGCAGAGCAAAAGUUCAGAAAGUUAGAGGGAAGGAGUAGCGGAGGAACCACACCCGAGAGUUCAGACCUUAAUGUUCCUUGUGUACGUCCAGUAAAAACUCAGACUUCUCAGAUUUCUACUCCUCCCCUGCCAAUCACAUCUCCAUCUCCUGUAACGCCAACUCCCAGAGACCCUUCUCACUUGAUUGCCUCAGAAAUGAUCCAACUCAGGAUGAAGUUGGAAGAGAAACGUAGAGCCAUUGAGGCCCAGAAAAAGAAGGUGGAAGCUGCUUUUACACGCCAUCGUCAGAGAAUGGGCAGAACAGCGUUUCUGAAUGUUGUUCGACGGAAAGGAGUCAAUCCCAGCCCUGGAGAAACAGAAAACCCCUCACCCCAAUCAUUACCCUCUCCAAAACUAGCAGACCCAAGCUACAUUGAACGAGCAGAGAGGUGCAAACCUGAUGGAGCAGCUCCAAAAUCUCCCUGUGAAGAUGGAGGGGGUAUUGCUCCUGGAGAGGUUGACUUGUCUGAGUACACCCGCUCCAUUGAGAGGUUGAACUCUUCACUUGGUUUUCUGCAAACAGAGAUGCAGCGUUUGGCUCAACAGCAGGAAAAGAUCAUGGCCAUGAGAGAACAGCAACAGCAGGCCUGGGUCAUACCUCCUCCAGCCCCAUCUCCACACAGACAGCUGCGUGAGUUGCGCAGCAGCAGUGUCACAGGCCGAGGUUCAGGCCGUGGUUCAGUGGGGUCUUUGUCUCCAAACCUGUCCUCCUCUGGCUCUCCUCAAGCUCCCACCCGCUCCUCCUCUGGACUCAAGCGCAGACCGGCCUCCUUCCACGCCAGGACACCUCGGACCCCUCGUCCCAAUGAGUUAAAGGUCACACCUUUCAGUCGAAUGUUGAACACGCCCACUUCAGUGGACAGCCUGCCCAGGCUCAGGCGCUUUACCCCACAACAGUCCCAGCUCAGUUCCUUUGCCUACUUCGGUCAUGACGAAAAAACAGAUGAAAUGAAAAACUGUGAUGGUAAAGAUGAUAAAGAAACUGCCAAAGAGGAGACUGUAGAAAAGAGUGCAGGCGCUCAAGAAGCAGCUCCACAGCUUCAGACACAGGACCACAGCAAAGACACAGGACCACAGCAAAGACAGAAUUUGUCUAAAAAGGAGAUCACACAAACUAAACCAGCAGAGGUGCUGCAUCAGCCCCUGUCAGAGGUCCAAGAGGGGGCAAAGUUUGAAUGUCGACCAGACCGAAGUGACCUGGUGGAAGCUGCUUUAUCUGAACUCAAACUUGGGGAUGAAGAGGGAGAGACAGGGGAAGAGAUUUGUGGAACUGAGCAAAAAAUGUGCUGUGGAUUCUUCUUCAAGGAUGAUGUGAAAGGAGAAGAGGAUAUGGCAGCAAAGAAAGCAGCUCUACUGGAGAAGAGGUUGAGGAGAGAGAAAGAAGCUCAGGAGAGAAAACAGCAACAAGAGCUGGAUCAGGAGCAGAAGAAAGAAGCUGCACGGUUAAAAGCAGAGGAAGAGCAGCAAAAAAAAGAAGAGGAAAAGGCCCGACGUGAAUAUAUAAAAUGUGAGUUUUUGAGACGGAAGCAGUUGAAACUCAUGGAGGACAUGGAUGACGUGGUCAAACCUCGAUCUGGAAGUCUUAAAAAGAAACCUAGGCCAAAGUCCAUUCACAGAGAUGUCUUAGAGUCCUCCACACCAGCCAGAGCCACAGGAGUGCGUCCACGGGGAUACUCUGUGUCCAGUGUAUCUUUGGCUUCUCUCAACUUGGCAGACAACGAUAAUCAGCUUGAUAACAAGAAGAACAACAGGCCAGAUUCUGCUGGAGGUUUUUCUUCUUGUCCUUCAGCUGGCAGUCGAAAUGAGAAGGACUGGGAAGUGGACUCCACCACCUCCUCUACUCCUUCCAAUACUGAGUAUACAGGGCCCAAACUGUACAAGGAGCCCAGUGCCAAAUCCAACAAACAUAUCAUUCAGAAUGCUCUGUCUCAUUGCUGCUUGGCUGGCAAAGUCAACGAAGGGCAGAAAAAUAAAAUACUUGAUGAAAUGGAAAGGUCUGGAGCUAACAACUUUCUGGUCUUAUUCCGAGAUGCUGGAUGUCAGUUCAGGUCUGUCUAUACUUACUGCCCGGACUCCGAGGAGAUAAUCAAACUGGCAGGAAUAGGACCAAAAAGCAUCACAGCAAAGAUGAUCGAGAAUAUUUACAAAUACAACUCUGACCGAAAACAGUUCAGCCAGAUCCCAGCCAAAACCAUGUCAGCGAGUGUUGAUGCAGUCACUAUUGCAGGACAUCUGUGGCAAACCAAGAAACAAGGGACGCCUAAAAAACUUCAUCCCAAGUAAAUGACAAGAUUGGCUAGAUUUUCCUUAAGCAUUUUGGACCCAGAUUGAAUCACAACAACUGGAAAUGAAAACAGCAUUAUUUAAAGGGGGCACAGUCUUGUGUUUGCCAGCAUGUGUAUGAACUUUAAUGUGCCAAAAAAGAACAAAAUACUAAGCGGACAAAUGCCUUAGUUGAACCACUGAAGCACUGAAUGUCAAGUCUCUGCAAGAGGCUCUUUGAUUUCUAGUCCAUUGUGUGGCCUUAUGCUUGUUUUGUGUCAUUGGCGCACAUUACAACAAGUGUUUUGUCAGCACCUGUUAAAAUACCGGUAAUCUGUUAUUUUUUGAUGCACGAGAGACUGUCUGCAUACGGGUCAGAGGUCAAAUCAUGGUCUUCUGUGUUCAAGUCUUUAAAGAUGGCUUGUCCCAUCAGAAAUUUGAAAGAUGCAGCGUUUGAUUGAGGACAUUUGCUGCUAGACCGGCAUGUUGUUGUUUUUUUUUACUGUUGUAAAUGGUUUGAUUUUGUGUAUGUGUGUAGAGUGAAGUGCCAAGUUGUGGAGGUGAUCUUUGUUACCCUCCAGAAGUAUGACGUGUGAUAAAAUGUGCCAUCAGAUCAUAGGAUGCACCUGCAAUACUCUAAUUUAUUGAAUUAGAUCAUGCUGACAUAUAUGGUAACUUUGAUUUAAAAUAUGUCAUGCUACUUUGUAUAUAAUGAAAUGAACAGCUUUCUGUAGCUUUGGAGUAGCUUUUUAUUUAUCUUGUAUCAGUAGCCUAUGUUGUAUGUCUGUUAUGUGGCCUUUUAUUGCGCUAAAGAUGCAAAAAUGCAGUUGUUUUUUUUUUACUAAUGAGACUAUCAUCUGAUGUGUCUUGUACAGAACUCUCACUGUGUCUGUGCAAUUUUACAAUGUCCUGUUAAACAUGUCUCUGUUACAAGUUACAAUAAUGUCUUAAUUAAUACAAUAGUCUUAACAAUUAAAUCUUGGUUUUGUUCACACAUGUAAAUACACAAAUGAUAGCACUUAAAUUAUGUGUAACCAGGCCAUCUAAUCUCUUUGUUAUCACUUAUUUGCAUAACUGUUACAUUUUUCAUCUGUUGACUCUGUACAGAUAUAUUUUGGCAUAUACAAAUAUUUUUGGUAUUGACAUUUAUCUGAUGUGUGAGGUAUUGAAGCGGUUAAAUAGCCGUGAAUUAACAAAAUGUGUUAAACGCUUGUAGGGUGGAUAAAAAAAGUAUAGAAAUCAAAUCUACAGAUCAUGGAUAUGCAAAAAUCUUCCUUUUCCCAACUUGGAAUUUCCUUUCAUUAUGCUCAAUUGCUCAUGGAACUUGUUUUAGUAUGUUGAAGCUUUAUUAAAAU